AUGCCCGGCCGUCUGCUUGCCAGCUUGGUCCGUCCCUCGACGCACUCUUCGGCUUCCUCAACCCUCUCCCACUCAACCUCCUCCUCCACCUCGUCCGUCAACGAGAUCCCUCACAAUAUCCCCGUCAAGAAGCCUGAACGCCCCCAUUCCCCUGAGCGUCGUCUGUCCUUGGCCAUGGAGCAUCUCAUUCACCCGCACCGCGACCACAGCAAGGAGAAGCGCCGCAGCUUGGCUCGCUCCGCUCGCUCCAAGGAGCGGCCCCUCCAUGUCGCCGAGGCCGCCCCGGCCUCGGCCAAACUGGAUGUCAUCGUCGAGAGCCCGCCGCUGGUCUGCUAUGGCACUCCCGCCACCUCCACGGGCACCCUGUUCUCCGGCCGUCUGCGUGUGGCCGUCACAGACGCCGCGGGCGCCAUCUCGCUCGACCAGUUCGACAUGCGUCUCCUCUCGCGCGUCACCACCAAGAAGCCCGUCUCGCGCGAGUGUGCCGGCUGCUCCACCCACACCGAGGAGCUGAACAGCUGGUCCUUUCUCCGCGAAUCGUCCCUGCAGCUCAAGCUCAACAGCGGCGACCACGACUUCCCCUUCAGCUACCUCUUCCCCGGCAACACCCCGGCCUCCUGCAACGGCGUGCUGGGCGAGAUCGAGUACCGCCUGUGCGCCCGCGCCCGGACCACCACCGGCGAGGAGCUCACCUUCCAGAUGCCCCUGCACAUCCGCCGCGCCAUCCUCCCCGGCCCGGAUCGCUCCUCCAUCCGCAUCUUCCCCCCGACCAACCUGACCGGCCGCAUCGUGCUGCCCUCCGUCGUGUAUCCCAUCGGCACCUUCCCCGUGCAGAUGACCCUCAGCGGCGUGGUCGACAAGGGCGAGGAGACGCAGACCCGCUGGCGGCUGCGCAAGAUGAUGUGGCGCAUCGAGGAGCACCAGAAGAUCGUCUCCGCCGCAUGCCCCAAGCACACCCACAAGGUCGGCGGCGAGGGCAAGGGCGUGCUGCACCAGGAGACCCGUAUCAUCGGCCACAACGAGGAGAAGACCGGGUGGAAGACCGACUUCGACACCGCCGGCGGCGAGAUCAGCAUGGAGUUCGAGGCCAACAUCAACCCCACCAGUCAGCCCGUGUGUGACCUCGAGCAGCCCGGCACCGGCGGCCUCGAGGUCAAGCAUAACCUCGUCAUCGAGCUGAUCGUCGCCGAGGAGUUCUGUCCCAACCGCAACGUCCGCCUCAUCACCCCUACGGGCGCCGCCCGCGUCCUCCGCAUGCAAUUCAACCUCCACCUCACCGAACGCAGCGGGCUGGGCAUCAGCUGGGAUGAGGAGAUGCCCCCGGUCUACGAAGACGUGCCCGCCAGUCCCCCGGGCUAUACCGCCCUGUCCUCCCGCAGCGCCAUCGAGGACUACCAUGGCUCGCCGCUGCCGCUGCCCGAGUACGACGAGUUGGACCGCAUGGAGUCGCUGCGUCUGGACAACGAUUCGUGUUCUUCCUCGUCGAGAGCCCACAGCCACUCGUAUUUCACCACAGACGAUCUCACGGCGGAGCCUGUGCGGCUUUCAACCCAACCCGAGGCGGAGCCUGAACCUGAAACACCGCAGAUUGAGAUUUCUCACGACUUAUAA
Penicilliopsis zonata CBS 506.65 is the source of this 1611-nucleotide messenger RNA. RefSeq lists its product as hypothetical. The record is from RefSeq and is a predicted model, not a curated record. Gene Ontology annotation, molecular function: protein-macromolecule adaptor activity; ubiquitin protein ligase binding. Gene Ontology annotation, cellular component: plasma membrane; cytosol; cytoplasm. The transcript has a single exon. The coding region runs from base 1 to 1611 and encodes 536 amino acids. Gene Ontology annotation, biological process: ubiquitin-dependent endocytosis. Lineage: Eukaryota; Fungi; Ascomycota; Eurotiomycetes; Eurotiales; Aspergillaceae.